Messenger RNA from Hypoxylon fragiforme, 705 nucleotides. RefSeq lists its product as uncharacterized. The coding region runs from base 1 to 705 and encodes 234 amino acids. The record is from RefSeq and is a predicted model, not a curated record. Lineage: Eukaryota; Fungi; Ascomycota; Sordariomycetes; Xylariales; Hypoxylaceae. The transcript is spliced from 5 exons.
AUGCAUCUCAUCUUCCCUAAGGCGAUUGAAAUUGACCCCCAUGAAUGUCAUGGCCAUAAGCUGAGAGCUCACAUCCUCCGCUUUCUGUCUCCACCCAACAGGGCUGACUGUCCCAUUCGGCGGUUUUUAUUCAGCAUGUUCUACACUAUGGCCCACGUCUUCCCAUUUAUGAACACGCUGAUUUAUUGGUGCUGUCUUGUCCCGACUGGACACGGCGGUUUCAAGGCCCCAAAUCUGCCGCAUCGUCAUUUCACCGAACCGGGUAAUAACGUGACUGCCAGGUACAGCCCAGAUAAGGGGAUGUUCGAAGAAGACCCAAUCAAGGCGUUUAGCCUCAUCAACGUCUGGAGUAUCACGACGUGUAUUGCAAUUGUGGAGAUCAUCUUCCUCAACAGCAUCCGACGACAAACCGCGGCAAUUGGCAAGCUCUGCACGGGACAUUCUGGGCUCUUCUUCCUCGACCCUGAGCUUAUGAAAUCGAGUCCAGAAGCCAUCAUUGCAUCAUGCGUUAUUUUCAUUGCUGCAUCACCCGGAGUUCUUGCGUACAUGUACGGGUUGACGGCAAUGCGCGAGACAAUCGUGGCGUUUGAGAUUGUUAUGGCCUUUCCUAAUGUGAUGUUCAUGCAGGGGGUGUGGAUAUUAGAGGAACGGGUGGUAACAGGCGAUGGAGAGAUCGAAGAUAAUAGCUUCACUGGACAAGAAUGA